AUGUCCGCCGUCACGCCAAAGUCAGAGGUUCAAGCAAUGUUCAAAGGGACCAAGAUUCUACUCCCAGACAUCCCCAGUACCCUGCCAGGCUGGCGAGUGACUGAGAGAGAGGACUGUAGCCCCUAUGUAAAGGAAGCUAUCAAUUCGUGGGCAAAAAGGUUCGUCGCGCGCCCCUACUGCCUGAAAACUCCAUAUUGUGUCUACAUGACCAGUAACAGCCCCUACAGCAUAAGCCAAGACGAAGUCUUUCUUAAAAAGACCGCCGCAGCAAAAUUCGGACUUGUCGCACAGUUCUUGUAUCCAGACGGCGAUGAGGAAGCCCUUGCUACUAUUGCCUGUUUUUACGCCUGGGUGUGGGCAUGGGACGACGUCUUUGAUACCCAAUUUGAAGGUGUUGACAGCAUGCAAAUCCGGGAAGAGACAACUCUCAAUUUUGAAUAUCUACUUGCCGACCCACCGGGGGCUAAACCGUCCGUUGUCUCUCCCCUUAACUCUUCCUUCUCCUGGUUUGCAGGUCGUGUCAAGAAUAAGAUGUGUAAAGAACCUCGUGAGCGCCUGCUGCGUGGUCUGAAGGAAUUUGUCCAUAACGUUACCAGCUGGUAUGGAAGACAGGAUGAUAACGUGCCUACAUUAUCGGAGUACUAUGUCAUGAGGCGAGAAUGCGUAGGUGUAUCACCAACUAUCGACCUUAUAGAAUACUGCUAUGGCCUGGACAUCCCACCGACAAUGGUAGGCCACCGCGCCUUUCAGCAGAUUUUGGAAAGAACAAGAGACAUAGUUAUGAUCUCAAAUGACAUGGUUUCACUUGCCCGGGAACUUCGCGCAGGACACGUCGAUAAUAUUGUAAGUGUCCUGGCGUAUCACGAGGGUAUGGGUCCACAGGAAGCAAUGGAUCAUGCAGCGGUACUGCUUCGACAAGCACACGCAGACUUUGAGAGUGCUGAGCGAGAUCUACCUCUACCGUCUGGGAACGACACAUCGGAUGAAGAGGUCCGCAAGUUCGUAUUGGGAUGCAAGGAUAUCUGUGCUGGUCUUAUGAAGUGGAGCAAUUAUACUGGGAGAUAUUUUGGGGAGAACCCAACCUACGAGGAUGGUAAGAUUUUGGUUCGUUUUUGA
Morchella sextelata is the source of this 1116-nucleotide messenger RNA. RefSeq lists its product as uncharacterized. The transcript has 7 exons. Bases 1 to 1116 code for a protein of 371 amino acids. NCBI's taxonomy places the organism in Eukaryota, Fungi, Ascomycota, Pezizomycetes, Pezizales, Morchellaceae. The record is from RefSeq and is a predicted model, not a curated record.